UGUCUUGCGCGUGUCGUUUCCGAUGGGUUUGAUGAUAACGACUGUUGUUGCUUUUAAUAUUACCGGCGGACAGUAAGUGGUUACCGGAAAGCGUCUUAUCAGUCACAAGCCUAGGAACACCGAUCAAAGCUCCACGAUUUGGCCCACGGUCAGCAAGCAAGAUGGUUUUCCUGAACUGAAGAAACAGGACAUAAACUGAAAAGUUUCACUGACUUCAGCUUACUGAAACAACCUGACAAUGGAGCCUGUAACUAUCCAGCUCUUGGAGAGCAUUGCCAAGGACAAGGAUGCCUGCAGCCUGAUGGCAUCGCUCUUCCAGACAGUCACCAGUGAUAUGAAGGGCUCCCAACCGGUGUGGGAGGACUUCGCCAAGCAGGCCAACAAGCUGCACAUAUGCCUCAGGAGCACACUGCUGGUGGUGUCGUCCUACCUGGACGCCUUCCAGCGCGUGGCCGACAUGGCCACCACCGCCAAAGGCGCCACGAGAGAGAUCGGCACAGCGCUGACGCGCAUCUGCCUGCGCCACCGAGCCGUCGAGGCCAAGGUCAAGGCGUUCGCCAGCGCGUUGAUGGAGAGCCUGAUCGUGCCGCUGCAGGAGAAGCUGGACGACUGGCGGAAGGUGGCCACCCACCUGGAGAAGGAGCACGCCAAAGAGUACAGACGAAGCCGGACGGAGCUGAAGAAGCGAUCUUCAGAGGCGCAGAAGCAGCACAAGAAGGCUCGCAAAGUGAAGUCGCCGGACGCGCAGCGCUCGCUGACCCUGCAGCUGUCGGAUGUGCAGGACCGCUACCAGCGGCUGGAGGCCGGCGAGCGGGCGUCGCUGGAGGCGGCCCUGGUGGAGGAGCGGAGCCGCUACUGCCGCUUCGUCACCUGGCUGAAGCCGGUCGUGCAGGGUGAGGUGGACGCCGCUGAGGAGAUGUCCCGGCUGACCGAGGUCAUGGAGCAGCUGGUGGCGCACACGGUCGAGCCGUUCGCCCUGCCGGCCGCCUCCGAGCAGCUGAUCGCCGACAUAAAAGGCGCCGGCGACGCGUGGCAGCCCGGCUCGCCGCCCGACUCGCCGCGCGCCGCCUCCUCCUCGCUGGGCUCGCGCAAGUCCAGUCUGUGCUCCAUCAACAGCCUGCACUCGUCCAGCUCCGGCGGCACGGCGCCGCCGGCCGGCGGCCGGCCCCGCUCGUUCAGCCACACGGCGGCGGCGCUGGCCGGCGCCGCGCCGGCGCAACGCGUCGCCAGCGUGUCGUCGCACGACUCGGGCUUCACGUCGCAGGACACGCUGUUCGUGCGGCCGGCCACGCCGCCG
Molecule: messenger RNA, 1297 nt
Organism: Pollicipes pollicipes
Lineage: Eukaryota; Metazoa; Arthropoda; Thecostraca; Pollicipedomorpha; Pollicipedidae
Product: protein MTSS 2
Exons: 10
Biological process (GO): plasma membrane organization; cell projection assembly
Cellular component (GO): cytoplasmic side of plasma membrane; actin cytoskeleton
Molecular function (GO): actin binding; phospholipid binding
Source: RefSeq, a predicted model, not a curated record